This is a messenger RNA of Larimichthys crocea (large yellow croaker), 4183 nucleotides long. RefSeq names its product mothers against decapentaplegic homolog 2. Bases 691 to 2094 code for a protein of 467 amino acids. Gene Ontology annotation, biological process: transforming growth factor beta receptor signaling pathway; positive regulation of transcription by RNA polymerase II; cell differentiation. The record is from RefSeq and is a predicted model, not a curated record. Gene Ontology annotation, cellular component: heteromeric SMAD protein complex. Gene Ontology annotation, molecular function: DNA-binding transcription factor activity, RNA polymerase II-specific; RNA polymerase II cis-regulatory region sequence-specific DNA binding; I-SMAD binding. The transcript has 11 exons. Lineage: Eukaryota; Metazoa; Chordata; Actinopteri; Sciaenidae.
GGUCCGUUAGCCAGCGGGAGCUCAGUUUGGAAGAGUUCGUCCAAGAUGCUAACUCAUUUUUUUUGGUGCCGUGUCUUUAUUUUUAGUAAAAGUCACAAACAUCCAAUAGUUGCGUCGAAAUAAAACAUUCCAACGUUUAGCUUCAUAAAGUGUUUUUUCAUCUCAUUAGGUUAAUGAUACGCUGGGUUUAUUUGACAAGCUGACGGCUUGACUGUUGCGCACCGGAGCUUUUUUCGUGGAUCACAACAAAAGGAUUUUUGAUAACAAGCUGGCAGCUAGCUGACUGAAGCUAACGUUAGCUGACCGAGCUAGAUGAUGACUUCUCCAUGAAUUGCCUCUGGUCUCCUCGGCCACGUUAACUUUAGUUGUUCGCUUCUCGUUUUUAGACUAUUGGAUGUAUUUCGCUGUUCAACACGCAGCAGGCUAACGCUAGUUAACUUAUUGUUGUGAUUUGAAGCAGGCCCCCCCCCACAUACACACACACCAGGUGUCCAUCUCUUUUGACUAUACCCAGCUAGCACUGGCUUCCACCCUGUGGCUCACUGGUCACUAGAGGGGGCCCCCACAGUCAGAGCAAGGGCCCAAAACUCUAGCUCUAGGUCCCCCUCUGUCUGUGUGUGUGUGUGAGAGAGAGAGAGAGCGCUUGCGUUGAGUCCUUACGGAGACUUGACUCGGCUUGUCCAAGCUAAGAUGUCCUCUAUCUUGCCGUUCACCCCUCCUGUGGUGAAGAGGCUGCUGGGCUGGAAGAAGUCGACCAGCGGCCCGGGCGGAGCGGGCGGCGGGGAGCAGAACGGGCAAGAGGAGAAGUGGUGUGAGAAGGCUGUGAAGAGCUUAGUGAAGAAGCUGAAGAAGACAGGCCAGCUAGAUGAGCUGGAGAAAGCUAUCACCACACAGAACUGCAACACCAAGUGUGUCACCAUCCCCAGCAAUUGCUCUGAAAUAUGGGGACUGAGUACACCAAAUACGAUAGAACAGUGGGAUACAUCAGGCCUAUACAGCUACCCUGACCAAACCAGAUCACUGGAUGGCCGUCUGCAGGUCUCCCACAGGAAGGGGCUUCCCCAUGUUAUCUACUGCCGUUUGUGGCGAUGGCCAGACCUCCAUAGCCACCACGAGCUGCGUGCCAUCGAGGCCUGUGAGUAUGCCUUCCACCUAAAAAAGGAUGAGGUCUGCAUCAACCCCUACCACUACCAGAGGGUGGAGACCCCAGUGCUGCCUCCUGUUCUUGUGCCAAGACACUCAGAUAUCCUGCCAGAGCUGCCACCUCUGGAUGACUACACUCAUUCCAUACCCGAGAACACAAACUUUCCCGCAGGAAUCGAACCUCCAAACAACUAUAUACCAGAAACGCCUCCACCAGGCUACAUCAGCGAGGAUGGGGAGGCAAGCGAUCAACAGAUGAAUCAAAGUAUGGACACAGGUUCUCCAGCAGAGCUCUCCCCCAGCACUCUCUCUCCUGUCAAUCACAGCAUGGACCUGCAGCCGGUGACUUACUCGGAGCCAGCCUUCUGGUGCUCUAUAGCCUACUAUGAGCUGAACCAGCGCGUGGGGGAGACGUUCCACGCCUCUCAGCCCUCGCUGACAGUGGACGGAUUCACAGAUCCAUCAAACUCGGAGCGUUUCUGCCUGGGCCUGUUGUCUAAUGUCAACAGGAACGCCACUGUGGAGAUGACGCGAAGGCACAUAGGAAGAGGAGUUAGACUGUACUACAUUGGAGGGGAGGUAUUUGCUGAGUGCCUGAGUGAUAGUGCCAUCUUUGUCCAGAGUCCAAACUGCAACCAGCGGUAUGGCUGGCAUCCAGCAACAGUGUGUAAAAUUCCUCCAGGUUGUAAUCUAAAAAUAUUCAACAACCAGGAAUUUGCAGCCUUGCUGGCUCAGUCGGUCAACCAGGGCUUUGAAGCUGUCUACCAGCUCACCAGGAUGUGCACCAUCCGCAUGAGCUUUGUCAAAGGCUGGGGAGCAGAGUACAGGCGACAGACUGUCACAAGCACUCCUUGCUGGAUCGAGCUGCAUUUGAACGGUCCCUUGCAGUGGCUGGACAAGGUUCUGACCCAGAUGGGUUCCCCUUCUGCACGCUGCUCCAGUAUGUCCUAAACAGCUAAAGGAAACGCCCCCAAAAAAUCGCAACCCAUUACAUGAUCAUUAAAUUCUAAACUUGUGAGUCCUUUCAUGAAAAAAAAAAAUGGAAACCCCACAGAAUGAAUUUUCUGUAACAUUCUUCAUAGUAUUUGUGGCCCAGUUCCACAUCCCUCUUUUAACUGUACACACACAAAAGAACAAAUGCACUCACUCACACACAGAUGCACACACACACACACACACACACACAUACAGACUUUUCAGUAAAGAAUUUGGCACUUUGUUACCCAUCUAUGUGAUGCACCUUGUUAAAUUGCUUUUCCCCAAAUCCUUAAUAUUAGAUCUAUUUGUGGUACAAAUAAAAUGUAUAUUGGUUUUUAGUCCAGGAAGUAGGGGAAAUACCAAAAAUAUCUGUGAAUAGUUUCUCAGUAUUGAAGAUUGCUUGUAUGAAUAACACGAGUUUGAAUGCUAAAUUGAUUUUUAGUUCCAGCCCACCCCAACCAUUGUUCUGAACCUAAGUUUACUUUUCUCUGGGAAACUUGGCCCCAUCUUUUUUUUUUUAGGGGGAGGAGGCUCAGUGAAGAGACGAUGGUCUUGGUGGCCUUUCUUCUCUGAAGGAAACGCCACAAUGUGUUUAUGAAAUUUGAUUGAAUUGACAUUGUAACGCUCGACAUGUGUCGUUAUAAGACACACUUCGUAAUGGACAAAUAGUAAUAGUAAUUCAAAACUACCCAAACAAACUGCAUGCUCGAUCUGGCUGUAGUUUAUUUCUUUGUCAUUAUAUGGCACUCUACGUGUCCUUGGUUUGGUUGAUUUACAUCCCCACUGAACAGCCUGGUUAUGGAAGCUAACAGCCAGGCCAUGCAAGGUGCACUGGGCAGGGACCAGAGAAUAUCAGCAGUUAUCAAAAGCUUUUUUUUUCUCUCUCUCUCUUUUGACACGACACUGGGAGUCCUGGGGCUCUCCGAGGUGAAGCAUUAAACAUCUCACCAGGAGAAAUUGAAGGUUUCAAUGAAUUCAUUGUGUUUUUAGCCUAUAUCCCCAUUGUUUUGCUACUUUUUUGUAUUCUCAUGUAUUUUUAUAUAUAAAUAUACUUAAAAUUUUCUGUCGUUCACUUUUUAUUAAAGUAAUAUUUUCAAGACCACAGCUGUUUCUAAAGUGACAUGGAGGGCAUUGAUCAUUCCUUCGUUUGACCCAAAAGGUUCCACAUGACGUGUAGCCUCUUUCUAUCCUUUUGUUUUUCCAAAGAAAUCUGGUGCAUUUAAAGUACACAAAACAACAGAUUUGCCUGACACCCCAAAUCUACUUUCCUGUCAUGGAUUUAAUGAUUCCAGAGGCAUGUAAAACUUUGUAAUGGCCAUUCAUACGUUCAUCUCUUGACUCUUGACUUUUUGUUUUGUUUUGUUUUUUGAACAACACACGUGACCUCUUGUAGCCUUUUGGUGCUUAGUCAAGCGGGUUAAGGUCAACAAGAUAUAAUUGGCUUUUUCAAAUGUUACAGAAACAUGGAGGGAGAGCCUUUUCUUCCAUGUGAGAAGAGCGAAUGUGCCUGCACACUGGGACAUUCUGUGUUAAUGUGUGUAUUGUAUUUGUUCUGUCUAUAAAAUACAGUAUGUACAACAAGAUUUACUAGCUUAAACUCUGCCAUUAUUGUCAUUACGUGGCUGUUGCGAGUUUAACAUGUCCCCCCCCUCCCUUCUUUUUGAUGUAAAUGUGUUUACCAUAUGGCACUAGUGAUUGUACUUUAAGUGCACCUAGUGAAGUUUGGAUUUGGGGAACUGAACCAUGUGUUAGGGUCCCGUGUUACAACAACAACAACAUAUGAAUGUGAAAAAAUACAUGACACAAACUGACGUGGACCAGACGUACAUAUACAUAACAGUAGUACAGUGUGUGUAUUUAACAGUAAUCUUUUUUGCAAAGCAGUCAGUACAGUAGAUGUCGCAGUUGUUUUACCAGUAGAGGGCGGUAUUGAUAGAGCAGUUCUUUUUUUUUUUUCCUUCUUUUUUUGUUUGUUUCUUUUUUUUCUGACCAUAAGCUUCUCAGGCGUGUGGCAUAUUAUGCAGACUUCAUAAAACACUAAUAAAGAUUUUUAUUCUCAUGA